UGCAUGUGUUCGUGCAUGCGUGAGUUUGCCCCGGGAACGAGGGAAGGCGGAGGAACAGAACAGCAUCAGAAUGUUGGCUGGCCCGUAAAGCGUUUUCUCCCUGGGCUCUGGCUCAACCUCUGCAUAAAAGCCCAGGGAGAAGGAGGUGGAGAUUCCCCGAGUACAGAGGGAGGGCUUCCUGCGCCUCUGACAGGGGUGCGCUUCUGUAUUAGGGACUGGGAGCCUGAUCGGGAAGGCUGGGAAAUCAUGCUCUUCAUCUGGGCUCUGCAUUUGGCGUUAGUGCUCCAGGGAGGCUUCUCUGCUGCUGUACAACCAUUAAGAUCUUCCCCUGGGAAUGAAGAUAAGAGGAUGAAAUGGUGUGAUGAACACAAAGCUUUCCACAAUCGCCUAGACAUUGUGGAAGAGACCCUGGACAAGACUGUGGAACACCUGGAGUCUGAAGUAAAGAACCUGCUUAACCUGAUGAAUUCGAUAGCCUGGAACUUGCCCCCAGCGUCUGGGAGCCCCACCGAGAACUUCUUAGGAGACGGAGGAAAACUAGACAUGACUGGAUCUUGCCGUCUCUUCAGCUUUGCUGAUGAGCAAGGGAAGCUCCCGGCAGACAAGGAAGAGGAUGCAGGGGGAGGGGAGAUGUGAAUCCCUAUGAGCACCAAGACGAUUUGGAGCUGAAGGCAGCAGUGGCUCCCCGGCGUUUUGGAUAAUUCACCCCCCAAGUGUUUUCAUCCACUUGGACAUGUGUUGGAAAAGGCUGUUGUGUAAUAAAUGUGUCUUGUACUGUGAAUGAACUGGAAGACUGCGAUAUUGUUGUAACAAGCCACAGGUCUGAUGGUUCCCUAUUUUACUUUUAUCUCCAUUUGGUUUGCUGGACCAGUCAGAUUCAUGUUCUCCUUAUUGUUCAAGGAAAUCAUCUUCAUCCUGAAGUUUAGAACUCUUAAAAUCUAACCCAAAGAUCUUUUGACUAAAUCCUGAAUCUGAUCUGUACUGCCUUUAGCAUACAAACUUCUCUGGAUCUAUGCUUGCUUCAAUUGUAAAAAUGUCCUCAAAAGUCUAUGACAUUAAUGUCCAAAUUCUCCCUCCUUGGUACUAGUGGGGGCCUUGAUGGGGACAGGCCAUAUCUUGUAGAUAAGUGAUUAACACCUCAGAGGCAUGAGGAGACUUGUCCCAGAGUUACAUGAGAUUUAGGGAUUCAAAUACACUCACCUCCUUCAUAAAACAAUUGAUUUCAAGCUAUAUUAGGUCCAGAGUCUGGUAGUUAGAUAUGGUGGCUUGGACAGAAGUUAAAAGGGUCAGUAAAAAGGAUAAAAAGAAAAACCUGGAUGUCCCAGACCCUCGGAAGAAGUUAACAAGAGCCGAGAUAAUGGAAGAAAAGGCUUCAGCAAAUUAAAUUUCUUAGAAGGGGAGGAGAUAGAGGCAGGAGAUCCCAAUGGGAGAGAAAGGGUGAUUUGGGAAAUAAUUGGCCCCAAGGAAAGUAUUGGGUAUUCUGGAAAGGAAUUCACAGGCUCUAUCACUGCCAAAAGUGAUCCAUGCCACAAAAGAUCAAGAAUCCCCCACAAAGAUGUUUAGAUACAAAAGUUAUUUCUUGGAUAUUAGAGAAAGGGAGAGGGGAAUUGGAGAGAAGAGAUAUAUGAAAGGCAAAAGAGGGAGAGAAGAAAUGGCAGAUCUUUGAUCUGCCGUGGAACUAUCUGUGUAUCUUUGGAUAAAAUCUCUGGACAUACUUCUCCAUGUCUGAAACAGGAUGAUUGAAUCAUUAAAAGCUCCUUAACCAUAUAGUUCAUUUAUUAUAAUAAUCCAUGGUUCUAAACAUUUUUUGGUUCCUCCAUCAUUUAAUAACAAAAAGAGUUGUGAACCCCACAGAUAAUUUAAUGAUACUUAUAAUAUUCUUUAGAUUUGUUAAGUGCUUGCAAUAACUUCUUCCCCUUCCUAAAGUUUCAAACUAAAAUUUGUAUUAUAUAAUUCUAUAAUUAUGGAAGCUCUAAAUAUAAAAUUCAUGAACUGUAAUUAUAUAAUUACAAAUAUUUUGAGAUAUUCUGUAAGAAUUAAUUGAUCCAGCAAGAACAUAUAUGCUUACUAUUUUCUGCAAACUUCAUAUUAUAAACUUAGAUAAAUGUAAAUAGAAUUGUAAUGAUCCAAGUUCAUUAAACAUAAGGAGGAUAUUUAACAUUAUAAUCACAUAUAAACUUAAAUUAAAUGUACUUAAAAAAAUUGAACAAAGGCUUGCAAUAUUUGGCUCAACACCAGGCAUAAAGAUUUGUUUACACAUCAAGUUUAUUUCUCUUUUUUGAUUUAAAACAAGAAAAUGAAAAUGCUUAACUUUCACAAAUAUGUGGAGGAAAUGGUAGAAUUUUACAAGCUCUCUUGCUGAGAUGGAAAUUAAUUUUUUAUUUUUAGUCAAAAAUGUACAGGCUAUCAUUUUAAAGUGAUUUUCAUAGUCCAAGAUUCAUUGAUAGGUCAAUUUAAUUUUCUUUUUCAUCCAUGUCAUUUAAUCAGUCAAAUAUAAAAGACACAUCAAAUGUGUCAUAAGUCCAAUUAAAUGUAUUAAGAAUUUCAGGGAAUUAUUCAUUGGAAGUCAUUUCUAAAAAUUUCAUUCACAUCUGACUGCCAUGACAACAUAAUCCAAAGAUAGUUCACUUUUUAAUAAGAUUAUGUAAUAUCAAAGAGCCUAGUACUAUUCUUAAUUAUAUGGCUCCAAAGUUGUAGUGUCUUAAUCAUACUUUUUACUUCAUCUUGAAUGUGAAAUGUUUCCAUUCUCUCUCUGUAAUGAUGUGUUGAGUUUAUUCAUUUUUUUUAAAGACGUCUGCUAAAUAUGCUAAUUUUUGUAACCAUGUCAUAUGGCAUGUA
This is a messenger RNA of Sarcophilus harrisii (Tasmanian devil), 2838 nucleotides long. It is a transcript of the gene PLAC9, whose product is annotated as placenta associated 9. Bases 4 to 636 code for a protein of 210 amino acids. NCBI's taxonomy places the organism in Eukaryota, Metazoa, Chordata, Mammalia, Dasyuromorphia, Dasyuridae. The record is from RefSeq and is a predicted model, not a curated record. The transcript is spliced from 5 exons.